Panonychus citri (citrus red mite) is the source of this 1364-nucleotide messenger RNA. Its product is annotated as lysosomal aspartic protease-like. Gene Ontology annotation, biological process: proteolysis. NCBI's taxonomy places the organism in Eukaryota, Metazoa, Arthropoda, Arachnida, Trombidiformes, Tetranychidae. The record is from RefSeq and is a predicted model, not a curated record. Gene Ontology annotation, molecular function: aspartic-type endopeptidase activity.
UUUUCAUCGCUCGUAUAAAAGUGAUUCUCAUAGAAUCAUUCACUCCAACUUGAACAGUUUCUUGUCCAGUUUUAAUCAGUUAAUCACGAACAAUGAAGUUAAUUGCUUUACUUUUAAUCUGUGCAUUCGCCUACGGUGCCAAUGCAUUCAAACCAGUGUCAGUUAGUUUGAAAAAGUUUGGAGACUCGAAACUUAAUUUACUUCGACCCGAAUUCAAUAACCUUGUUUCACGACAAUUGGCCGUAAAGUAUAGCGCUAACCCGACAGCGGUCUCAGAGCCAUUGACUAAUUUCCUCGACACUCAAUAUUUCGGCGAGAUUUCAAUCGGUACUCCUGGACAGAAAUUCAAAGUCAUCUUCGACACUGGAUCAUCCAACCUUUGGGUACCUUCGUCGAAAUGUAAAUGGACCAACAUCGCUUGUCUUUUACACAAUAAAUAUAAUUCAGCAAAAAGCAGCACUUAUCAGGCCAAUGGAACGGAACUUGAAAUAACUUAUGGCUCAGGAUCUAUGACUGGAUUCCUAUCGAAAGAUAUUGUUUCAAUCGGCGAUCUUGUGGUAAAAGAUCAACUUUUUGGUGAAGCCAAGACCGAACCCGCUUUGACUUUCGUACUCGCUCGAUUCGAUGGUAUCUUGGGUCUCGGAUUCAGAUCAAUCGCCGUCGAUGGAGUUGCAACAGUCUUCGAUAAUGCAGUCGCUCAAGGCCUUCUUCCUGCCCCCGUGUUUUCAUUUUAUCUUAAUCGAGAUGCUUCCGGUUCAGUAGGCGGUGAGGUCCUUUUCGGAGGCAUCAAUGAAAACUAUUACACUGGACCAAUCAACUAUGUGCCUUUGACCAAUGAAACUUAUUGGCAAAUCGCAAUCGAUGAUAUUUCUUCCGUUAAUGAUUUAUCAAUUGAUUGUACAAGAGGUUGCAAGGGUAUUGUCGACACUGGCACUUCAUUGAUUGCUGGUCCAACCGCUUCAAUCGAUCAAAUUCAAUCAUACAUCGGCGCUGAAAAAAUCAUCGGAGGUCAAUACGUUGUCUCAUGUGACGCAAUCGAUACUCUUCCUGAUGUUACUUUCACCAUCGCCGGCAACAAAUACACUCUAACGGGCAGAGAUUACGUCGUAUCAAUAAGCCAAAUGGGUCAAAGUAUUUGCAUUUCCGGUUUCAUGGGAAUCGAAGUUCCUGCUGGUCUGUGGAUUCUUGGUGACAUUUUCAUUGGUAAAUAUUAUACUGUUUUCGAUCAAGGAAACAAACAAAUCGGUUUUGCUCAAGCAAAAUAAGUUGUUGAAAUUACUCAUUUGUUUUAUCAUUUAAAUUGAACUCAAAUAUAAAAUCUAUUGUAUCGUAAUUUGAAUGAUUAAAAUUUGAUUUAAAAUAAA